This is a messenger RNA of Nerophis ophidion (straightnose pipefish), 9092 nucleotides long. Its product is annotated as DNA (cytosine-5)-methyltransferase 3A-like. NCBI's taxonomy places the organism in Eukaryota, Metazoa, Chordata, Actinopteri, Syngnathiformes, Syngnathidae. The record is from RefSeq and is a predicted model, not a curated record. Gene Ontology annotation, molecular function: methyltransferase activity. Gene Ontology annotation, biological process: negative regulation of DNA-templated transcription. Gene Ontology annotation, cellular component: nucleus; cytoplasm. The transcript is spliced from 23 exons. The coding region runs from base 282 to 3107 and encodes 941 amino acids.
GUGAGGGCCCGCUGCGGAGAGAGCGGAGCAUCUGGAGGAGCGCUGGCCGGCCAGGGGGAGGCGGAGGACGGGGACGAGACUAGAGAGGAAGACGGAGGCUCCGGGUGGACGACACCGGAGCGAGAACGGGUCAGGUCCGGGACUCGGGAGGAGGGACGCCGGGAUGAAAGAGGGAUCAUCUCAUUUUUAAAUAUUUAUUUUUCUCUUCUUAUCUUCAUCGACGUGACACAUCAUCAUCAUCAUCAUCAUCAUCACCCCAAAGGCCCGCCCACCCCAUCGCCAUGCUGUCCAACGCCGUCCCCGACACCACAGGAAGCAGAAUGCGAGACAACGCGGUACGGGAAUUGGACCUGAUGACGGAUGAGGCGAACUGCACCGCGUCUGCGCACGCCAAGCUCGCACGGAAGCGGAAGCAACUUCCUGUAGAAAGCUGCAUUUCAUUCAACAACGAGGGCGCCAGGCCGCCAGCGCCGUCGUCCUACAACGGCGACAGAGACGGGCCGGAUUGGACGGAAGUGAAGAACGGGGUCCUCAGGGAGCCUUGGUCGUCUUCGUCACUCUCCUCCUCUUCCUCCUCCUGCCGAGCAGAGGACCAGACCCGGGCCCGGAGUCCUUCUCGGGAGGACAGACUCCGGCAGGACGACCGGGUGACGCCGCACAAGAAGCGAGGGAGACGGAAACUGGAGCGCCCGACUAAAUAUGUGGAGCACACGGACCAGCACCAGCACCAGCACCAGGACCAGGACCAGGACCAGGACCAGGACCAGGACCAGGACGGGAGUGAAGAGAUGAAAAUGGAGGGAGGUCGUGGGAGGCUGCGAGGGGGCGUGGCCUGGGAAGUCAGCCUUCGCCAGAGACCCGUGCCCAGAGUCACCUUCCAGGCUGGCGACCCUUAUUACAUUAGCAAGCGGACCAGGGAGGAGUGGCUGGCCAAGUGGAAGAUGGAGGCAGAGAAAAAGGCCAAACUGAUGCCAGCGAUGGACUCGAUAAACGACCCCGAGGAGGAGAAGGAGGAGGACGAGACGCAAAAACGGGAAGUCUCCCCAAGUCCGUGUUCGCCAUCCCCGCACAGUCCGCCUCGGCUGAAGCCGUCACCACAACAACAUCAGCAACAGCCUACUGACCCCGCCUCCCCCACUGUAGCCACUGCCCCUGGGCCCGCCUCCAACACAGGUGGCGACAAGACGUCCCCCAAGUCCGGAGACACUGAACCGGAGUACGAGGACGAUCGGGGUUUCGGCAUCGGAGAUCUGAUCUGGGGGAAGCUGCGAGGGUUCUCGUGGUGGCCGGGACGCAUCGUGUCCUGGUUGAUGACGGGCCACAGCAGAGCCGUGGAGGGGACCAGAUGGGUCAUGUGGUUCGGGGACGGGAAAUUCUCAGUGGUUUGCGUUGAGAAACUCUUGCCCUUCAGUUCCUUCAACACUGCCUUCCACCAGGCCACCUACAGCAAGCAGCCCAUGUACAGGAAGGCCAUCUCCGAGGUUCUCCAGGCGGCGGGCGGCCGAGCGGGCAAAAAGUUCGCCGCGCGCCCCGACGGCGAGGACCCGGAGACGUCCAAGUCGACGGAGGUCCUGAACAAGGAGAUGAUCGCCUGGGCUUUGGCGGGAUUCCAGCCCGCAGGACCCAAAGGUCUGGAGCCGCCGGAAGAGGAGCGUGACCCGUACAAGGAGGUCUACACGGGGAUGUGGGCGGAGCCUGAAGCGGCGGCCUACACGCCCCCGCCGGCUAAAAAGCCUCGCAAGAGCGCGCCGGAGAAAGCCAAGAACAAGGACGUGGUCGACGAAAGGACGCGAGAGCGCCUCAUUCACGACGUGAGACAGAAGGUCCACAACAUCGAGGACGUUUGCAUCUCCUGUGGAAGUCUGCACGUCAGCAUCCAACACCCGCUUUUUGCCGGAGGAAUGUGCCUGAACUGCAAGAACUGCUUCCUGGAGUGCGCUUACCAGUACGACGACGACGGCUACCAGUCUUACUGCACCGUCUGCUGCGGCGGGCGGGAGGUGCUCAUGUGCGGGAACAACAACUGCUGCCGGUGUUUCUGCGUGGAGUGCAUCAACCUGCUGGUGGGCCAAGGGGCCGCCCACGCCGCCAUCAGCCAGGACCCCUGGAACUGCUUCAUGUGCGGCCAGCAGGGGGCGUACGGCCUGCUGCUGCGCCGCGCCGACUGGCCCCGCCGCCUGCAGCACUUCUUCGCCAACAACCACGACCAGAAUUUUGAGUCGCCGAAGCUGUACGCCCCGGUGGUGGUGGAGCAGAGGAAGCCCAUCCGGGUGUUGUCGCUUUUUGACGGCAUCGCCACAGGGCUGCUGGUGCUGCGAGACCUGGGCAUCGAGGUGGGACGCUACGUGGCCUCCGAGGUGUGCGAGGACUCCAUCACGGUGGGGAUCGUCCGCCAUCAAGGCCGCAUCAUGUACGUGGGCGACGUGAGGACCGUCACACGCAAAAACAUACAAGAGUGGGGUCCUUUUGACCUGGUGAUCGGAGGAAGUCCUUGCAAUGACCUCUCCAUCGUCAACCCCGCCAGGAAAGGCCUUUACGAGGGAACCGGGCGCCUGUUCUUCGAGUUCUACAGACUGCUGCACGAGGCUCGGCCCAAGACGGGCGAAGAGCGACCUUUCUUCUGGCUCUUUGAGAACGUGGUGGCCAUGGGCGUCAGUGACAAGAGGGACAUUUCCCGCUUCCUGGAGUGCAACCCGGUGAUGAUCGACGCCAAGGAGGUGUCGGCCGCUCACCGCGCUCGCUACUUCUGGGGGAACCUCCCCGGCAUGAACAGGCCUCUGACGGCCACGUGCGGCGACAGGUUGGACUUGCAGGACUGUCUGGAGCACGGGAGAACUGCCAAGUUCGACAAAGUGAGGACCAUCACCACCAGGUCCAACUCGGUCAAGCAGGGAAAGGACCAGCACUUCCCCGUCUUCAUGAACCACAAGGAGGACAUCCUGUGGUGCACCGAGAUGGAGAGAGUGUUUGGCUUCCCAGUGCACUACACCGACGUGUCCAACAUGAGCCGGCUGGCCCGCCAGAGACUGCUGGGUCGCUCCUGGAGUGUUCCUGUCAUCCGACACCUCUUUGCCCCGCUCAAGGAUUACUUCUCCUGCUGCCAGUGAGCCAAACACAACUUGGACUCUACUUUCUGUCCUUCUCCUUCUGUCUCAACCCUCUGCCUUCUUUGUCCUGCUGGCCGGCGUCACAGGCCACACAACAGCGGAUCACAAAUACCUCUUAGCUCACUGUUAGCACACAGGUGGAGCUGACAACACGGUGCUAUGUAGUACUUACUGUAACCAUGACGACAUCCACAUUCCCACUGGUGCUCUUGAACCGCUCACUUGAAGACUUUUUGUGUAACUGUUAGCGUGCUAACUAUUAGCAUGCUAACAAGGGUGUGUGACGUUUACUCUUUUACGCUGUUAGCAUUUCCAGGUUAGCUAAAUGUGAGCGUGCUAACUGUGGGACAUUUACUGUUUUAUGUUACGGAUGCUAACUGUUAGCUGAACGUUAGCAUGCUAACAAGGGUGUGUGACAUUUACUCUUUUACGCUGUUAGCAUGUCCACGUUAGUUAAAUGUGAGCGUGCUAACUGUGUGACAUUUACUGUUUUAUGUUACAGAUGCUAAAAGUUAGCUAAACGUUAACAUGCUAACAAGGGUGUGUGACAUUUACUCUUUUACGCUGUUAGCUUGUCGACGUUAGCUAAAUGUGAAAGUGCUGACUGUGUGACAUUAGCGUGCUAAUGACAGGUCGUUUACAGUUUUAUGUUGCGCAUGCUAACUGUUAGCUAAAUGUUAGCAUGCUAACUACAGCAAGCUGUGUGUGACAUUUACAGUUUUAUGUUACACAUGCUAACUGUUAGUUAAAUGUUACGCAUGCUAACUGUUAGCUAAAUGUUAGCAUGCUAACUACAGCUAACUGUGUGUGACAUUUACAGUUUUAUGUUACGCAUGCUAACUGUUAGCUAAAUGUUAGCAUGCUAACUACAGCUAACUGUGACGUACAGUUUUAAGGUACGCAUGCUAACUGUAAGCUACAUGUUAGCGUGCUAACUACCGCUUUCUGUGUGACAUUUCCAGUUUUAUGAUACGCAUGCUAACUGUAAGCUAAAUGUUAGCAUGCUAACUACAGCUAACUGUGUGUGACAUUUACUAUUUCACGUUACGCACGCCAACUGUUAGCAUGUCGACAUUAGCUAAAUGUUAGUAUGCUAACUACAGCUGGAUGUGUGUGACAUUUACAGUUUUAUGUUACGCACGCUAACUGUUAGCAUGCUAACUACAGGUAACUGUGUGUGACAUUUAAAAUGUUAUGUUACAUAUGCUAACUGUUAGCUAAAUGUUAGCGUGCUAACUACAGCUAACUCUGUGUGACAUUUACUGUUUUACCUUACGCACGCCGACUCUUAGCAUGUCGACGUUAGCUAAAUGUUAGCAUGCGAACUACAGGUAACUGUGUGUGACAUUUACAAUUUUAUGUUACAUAUGCUAACUGUUAGCUAAAUGUUAGCAUGCGAACUACAGCGAACUGUGUGUGAAGUUUACCGUUUCACGUUGCGCACGCUGACUGUUAGCAUGUCGACGUUAGCUAAAUGUUAGCAUGCCGACGACAGCGUGUGACUUCUCCAGUUUCACGUUACGCACGCUAGCUGUUAGCAUGUCGACGUUAGUUAGAUGUCGGCAUGCUAAAGACAGUGUGUGACAUUUACUGUGCUACGUUAGGUACGCUAACUGUUAGCAUGUCGACGUUAGCACGCUAGCAACAGGCCUUUACUGUUUCAAGAACGUGGGCGGCUUCACAAAGUUCUACCUUUUUAUAGCCACUUUUUGUGCUGUUUUAUCAACAUUAUCAAGCACUUUUUUAAUUGAUACUUGAUUGUUUUAUUUGUAGAUUAUCGACAAGUCUUAUAUAUAUAAACAUACAUACACGUAUACAGGUAUAAAAUCAUGUUUUUGACUCCUCCCCCUAAAGAUUUGUCGCCUCACCCGUUGUCAUAGCAAUUACUCGUUCCCGCCAGGAAUGGCUACAAAAUUUACUACCACAAACUCGGACGUAAAGUUUCAAAACGCGCUAGCUCGAUGCUAAUAUACAUGGGAUUUGCCAUAGACAUGCUAAUGAUUAGCAUUAGCGAUUUUACAUGGCUGUUUCGACACGUCCACAUUUGUUAAUUAAUGAAAACUACAACUUGGACGAACUUACGCAGUCAAACAGCUGGUGAGUGAUAAGUGUGACACUUACGUUGUUAACACUUUCUGGGGCGCAACAAAAGACGAGAUUCAGCAGAGACUGACACACCGCUACUGCCAUCUAGCAUUUCGGAUUUGACACUGAAAUGGACUCAAAAAAACGCUCCAACAUAAGUAAAGUAAGGCUCUACUUUUACAAUCGAACACGCUAGCUUGAUGCUAAUAUACAUGGGAUUUUCCAUAGACAUGCUACUGAUUAGCAUUAGCGAUUUAACAUGGCGGUUUUACCACUUCCAAAUUCGGGUAAUGGAAGGUACAACUAAGAUGAAUGUCACAAUCAAACAGCUGGAAUACUUACAGUGUUAACACUUUUUAGGGCGCAACAUAACACACUCAGCUUCCUGGAAAGAGCUACUUCCCCCGUCAGACAACACAUACCAUAGAGAAACAAUUAAUAUUUAUUGACAAACACUGAAAAUUGGCACGGUUGAGUACCGGUAUCGAUUCUCGAGUACCAAGAAUUGCCACCGUAUCGGUCCGGAUGUGUGGUGAGUACCCCACCACACGUCAUACCAAAAUAAAACGUACGUCGGGUUUUCCAAAGCGUCACAGUACAUGUGAAUUCAUGCGCCGCUUCGGCGUUAUUGGCAGCGCUAAUAACGAAGGCCGGGUGUUGUUGACACAUUCUCUAUACAAGCCGCACACAGACUACCCUAAAGUACAUCAAAGUUUACUUUCAUAGUAUUGUCACUCGACAAGACGGCCAUGUUGGAAGUCGCCUCCGUGAACCGCAGCUCUACCCGUUGCCGGCAGGACUCGGGCUUUUGAUUGAUUGAUUGAAACUUUUAUUAGUAGAUUGCACAGUACAGUACAUAUUCCGUACAAAUGUUCACUAAACGGUAACACCCGAAUAAGUUUUUCAAAUUGUUUAAGCCCCUAACCCUAAACCACUCGCUCAUGUGGCCAGCGAGCCUAACAAUGACGGCCGGGUGUUGUUGACACAUUCUCCAUACAAGCCACACACAGACUACCCUAACUUACAUCAAAGUUUACUUCGAUAGUAUUGUCUCUCGACACGACGGCCAUGUUGGAAGUCGCCUCCGUGAACCGCAGCUCUCCCCAAUGCCGGCAGCACUCGCCCAGUGAGCCUAACAAUGACGGCCGGGUGUUGUUGAGACAUUCUCCAUACAAGCCGCAAACGGACUACCCUAAAUUACAUCAGUUUACUUCCAUAGUAUUGUCGCUUGACACAACGGCCAUGUUGGAAGUCGCCUCCGUGAACCGCAGCUCUCCCCAUUGCCGGCAGUACUCGGGCUUUUGAUUGAUUGAUUGAAACUUUUAUUAGUAGAUUGCACAGUACAGUACAUAUUCCGUACAAUUGUCCACUAAACGGUAACACCCGAAUAAGUUUUUCAACUUGUUUAAGCCUCUAACCCUAAACCACUCGCUCAUGUGGCCAGCGAGCCUAACAAUGACGGCCGGGUGUUGUUGACACAUUCUCCAUACAAGCCGCAAACGGACUCCCCUAAACUACAUCAAAGUUUACUUCGAUAGUAUUGUCGCUCGACACGACGGCCAUGUUGGAAGUCGCCUCUGUGAACUGCAGCUCUACCUGUUGCCGGCAGCACUCGCUCAGUGAGCCUAACAAUGACGGCCGGGUGUUGUUGACACAUUCUCCAAACAAGCCGCAAACGGACUACCCUAAAUCACAUCGACGUUUACUUCCAUAGUAAUGUCGCUCGACACGACGGCCAUGUUGGAAGUCGCCUCUGUGAACCGCAGCUUUACCCAAUGCCGGCGGCACUCGUGCAGCCCCACCGAGACACAACGAUCCUGACUUGUGUUGGCAGCUAGCUAGGCAGUGGAUGUCGCUUUACAAGCUGCACACUGACUACUCUCAAGUAUAUGACUCAGUUUUGUUUAUUUUUUUAGCAUAUCCUUCACAUUUUUUGUCCUAAAUGAAGCAUUUUCGAAACAUAAAAUGGCAAAAUGAAGUAAAAAUAUCCAUACCACGGUGCUAGAUGAGACCAUACCGGUGUGGUGACCACGGAUUGGCUCAGCCUUACUAUGUUGGACUGGAGGAGUGUCAAAGUGAUUAUUUGGGUGUUGUUGACUCAUAUAAAUGAAGCAUUUUCGAAACAUAAAAUGGCUAAAUGAAGUAAAAAUAUCCAUACGACGGUGCUAGAUGAGACCAUACCGGUGCGGUGACCACGGAUUGGCUCAGCCUUACUAUGUUGGACUGGAAGAGUGUCAAAGUGAUUAUUUGGGUGUUGUUGACUCAUAUAAAUUAAGCAUUUUCGAAACAUAAAAUGGCUAAAUGAAGUAAAAAUGUCCAUACGAUGGUGCUAGAUGAGACCAUACCAGUGCGGUGACCACGGAUUGGGUCAGCCUUACUAUGUUGGACUGGAGGAGUGUCAAAGUGAAUAUUUGGGUGUUGUUGACUUAUAUAAAUGAAGCAUUUUCGAAACAUAAAAUGGCAAAAUGAAGUAAAAAUAUCCAUACGAUGGUGCUAGAUGAGACCAUACCAGUGUGGUGACCACGGAUUGGGUCAGCCUUACUAUGUUGGACUGGAGGAGUGUCAAGGUGAUUAUCUGGGUGUUGUUGACUCAUAUUUAAAAGGUGCUAAAAUGACUUUUUUUAUGCUUUAGCUGUACAAAUAUUGGAUUGUGAUGAUCAAAUACUACUUUGUGGAAAUAUAUUUACCUGGAGCCAAUGAGCAAGGUCAUACUGUAUUUCCAAGUUCUACAGUAUUGUCUCUUAUCGAAGUCACACUGCCGUAAAAAAAAAAAAAAUAUGUAUGAGAAAAAAGAAGGAUGUACACACUUUGACAAAAUACUGCGUAGGUGUGUAUACCAUGAACUGUUCUUUGACAAAAUGUCAUCAUUUUCAUCAACAAAAAGGGAAUCAAGCUUGCUUUUUAUGAUAAAAGAUGUAUUAAAAUCACAGUAAAAGUUUUAUCCAUCCAUCCAUUUUUCUACCGCCUGUCCCUUUUGGGCCAAGUCACGGCUAAUUUUUUAUUAGCACAUUCUAAAAAUAGUUUUUAAAAAAGGUGACAUGUAACAGGAAAAAAAAGUUGCAAUGUUCACUAAAAACACAAAGCAUGGCAUUUUUAUUCAAGCUGUCAUUGCUAAAAAACAACAACAAAAAACAAUUAAUUAAAGUCAAUGUCGUUAUGAAUUACUAUGAAAUAUUUGUGGGGAAAAUAUUGCAUAUUUUGUGUGUUUUUUAACAAAAAAGGGCAUAAAAACAAAAAAAAUGAUCAACUUCAGUCGAAGACCGGGCGAUAAAACGAUAUCAACAUAUAUCGCGAUAGACACGUAAUCGAUAUCAAUAAUAAAAUGCGUUCAAUAAAACUUUUUUUUUUUUUCUCCUUUCUUCUUCGUGGGAAGAAUAAAGUGGAAGUUGUGAAGCAGGGAGUAGGGCUGUCACAAAAUUAUGUAUUUUAUUCUAAAUCGAUUCAUUAUUUUUCUUAAAUUUACUUAUUUUAUUUUUAUUUUUUUUCAAUUCGAUAUAGUCAAUAUUUUAAAAUGUUUUUUAAAAGUAGAGUUCCCCUAGAACAAGGGUAUCCCAAAAAUUUAAUGACACAUUCUAAAAAUACUAUUUAAAAAAAAAAAAAAGCAAACAGGUCGAAUAUAAGGGGAAAAAAAAGUUGCAAUGUUCACUAAAAACACAAAGCAUGGCAUUUUUAUUCAAGCUGUCAUUGCUAAAAAACAACAACAAUAAAUUAAAGUCAAUGUCGUUAUGAAUUAUUGAGGCUCCGGUUUGUCACUUUGAAAUAUUUGUGGGGUAAAAAAAUUGCACAUUUUGUGUGUUUUUUGACAAACGGGAUUAAAAAUUAAAUAAAAUAAAUAAAUAGAAAUAAAGACUAUAUUUAUUUUCGACAUAUUGAUCUGGAGCAGAGGUCCCCAAACUACGG